Molecule: messenger RNA, 2417 nt
Organism: Papaver somniferum (opium poppy)
Lineage: Eukaryota; Viridiplantae; Streptophyta; Magnoliopsida; Ranunculales; Papaveraceae
Product: DNA-(apurinic or apyrimidinic site) lyase 2-like
Exons: 10
Coding region: 177-2105 (642 amino acids)
Biological process (GO): base-excision repair
Cellular component (GO): nucleus
Molecular function (GO): zinc ion binding; phosphoric diester hydrolase activity; DNA-(apurinic or apyrimidinic site) endonuclease activity
Source: RefSeq, a predicted model, not a curated record
CCCUAAAAUCUUCAUAGUGUUACAGAGAGAGCUCACAGACGAUCAUUCCAAAUGUUAUUGAAUUGUCAUAUUUUUUUUUGAAAUGGGAGCGAAAUUUAUGAUAUAAAGGAAGACAUAUUGCUCCAGUAGUUUUGAAUUUUAGUUCAAUUCAUCAUUAUAAUGAAUCAAAAUUCGAAAUGAAGAUAGUUACUUAUAAUAUUAAUGGGUUGAGACCAAGAAUAUCUCAACAUGGUUCUCUUCUUAAAUUGCUUAAUUCCCUCCAAGCUGAUAUUAUUUGCUUUCAGGAAACGAAGUUAUCAAGAGAGGAAUUUACUGCAGAUUUAGUUAUGGCUGAGGGAUAUGAAUCUUUUUUUUCUUGUACUUCUACUACGGGUAUAGGUCGUACUGGUUACUCCGGUGUUGCUACAUUUUGUCGAGUAAAUUCAGCAUUUUCAAGCAAGGAAGUGGCGUUACCAGUUGCAGCAGAAGAAGGGUUUACAGGUCUUUUAGAACAGUCUCGAAAGCGGUUGAGUGCAAUAAAAAAGAAUUUGCCACUUGAAGUGCCAGCAGAGUUGGAGUGUUUAGAGGGAAUAUCAAAGGACGAACUUCUUGAGGUUGAUAGUGAGGGACGUUGUGUUAUCACAGAUCAUGGCCAUUUUGUUCUUUUCAAUAUAUAUGGACCUCGAGCUGAUCACGGUGAUAAAGAAAGAACACAAUUUAAGCUAACAUUUUACAAUAUAUUACAGAAAAGAUGGGAAGCUUUGUUAAGUCAAGGAAAGAGGGUAAUUAUUGUUGGUGAUCUUAAUAUUGCUCCUUCUGCUAUAGAUCGUUGCGAUGCAGACCCGAAAUUUGAGGAGAACCAGUUUCGAAAAUGGCUCAGAUCUUUACUAGUGGCAAAUGGAGGACCUUUUUAUGACGUAUUCAGAUCAAAGCACCCUGAUCGGACAGAAGCGUACACGUGCUGGUCAACCCAAACUGGGGCUGAACAAUUCAAUUAUGGUUCAAGAAUCGACCAUAUUCUUAUUGCUGGUUCAUGCUUACAUCAAGAUGAGAAAAUGGAAGGACACAACAUAAUAUAUUGCCACGUUACUGAGUGUGACAUUAUGACUCAGUUUAAAAGGUGGAAGCCCGAGAAUGCUUCUAGCCACAGGUGGAAAGGAGGGAGAAACAUCAAGUUGGAAGGUUCUGACCAUGCUCCUGUUUAUGUUAGUUUUGGGGAAUUGCCUGAUCUUCCUGAGCACAACACCCCAUCCUUAGCUGCAAGAUAUGUUCCCAGAAUCCGUGGUUUCCAGCAAACAAUUGUGACAUUGCUUUCAAAAAGACAAGUAGCUGCUGAAAUCAAGAAUCAUGGAGUUUCACAGCUAUCAUAUGACGAUGUUAACUUGAAAAGUUGUGGCAAUAAUUCUAAAAGAUCGUUAGAUGAUUGCAGUGUUUCAGGCUCAACGUCUAUCAGGAAUCUUCCUAGUUCGAACCAAAAGUGUGAUGAUUUCACUCCAAGCAUAAGUAAACAUAUAGGUGGUACUUCUGUUGAAGCUGAAGAAGAGACAGUUACAGGUGGAGCCUGGACAAAGUUGAAUCCACUACCACCCAACAAGAUGAAAACUAGUAAAAAAGCCAGAGGUGGAGAUUCUUCUCAGCGCACCUUGAGUUCAUAUUUUAUAAAAAAGCCUAAUUUGAGUGUCGUAGUUGAUCAUGCAAAAUCAGAUGUUUUACCUGGUCAAGAAAAUGCUGCAGUCGGGCAGAAUGGUUCUUAUCUUUUAAGUGAUGAAGUGAAUUCUCCUAAUGGAACCUUUGUGGAUAACGAAGAGAAUAAAAGUUUCCCGAAUAGUCAGCUGGACUUAACUCCAUCUAUAAGCGAUGCCGAUGCCUGCUCUUCUUCCCAAAAGGAGAAAUCUGAUGUUGCAUUGUCUGAGUGGCAAAGGAUACAACAGCUCAUGGAUAAGCAUAAGCAGGUACCACUCUGCAAGGGCCACAAAGAACCUUGUGUUCCUAGGGUGGUGAAGAAACCAGGUCCAAACCUAGGGCGCAAGUUUUAUGUCUGCUGCCGUGCUGAGGGGCCUUCAUCUAAUCCAGAAACAAAUUGUGGGUACUUUGAAUGGGCAGCUUCAAAAUCUAGGAAGAAAUGAAGAUGAUUGAUACACGAUUCACUGGUAAACCAUUAGCUAACUAAAAAAGGGUAUGUGAAAUGAUUUUUCCAACCCUAUGUUUAGAAUUUUAUCCACCUAAGGGAAUGCUGCUGUUGAAUGAAUGUACAGGGUGUCACUUGUUUUGGUCUUUUAGAGCAUCCACAGUGGGCGAGGAAGACUAAAAAUUUGGGUUGAUUUUCUAACGCAGCGGGACGGAGUAAAGAUCAAAACCCAGCCCACGAUCAAAACCCAGACCAUAUUUAGUCGCGACCAAAUCCCAAAUCCUAAUAUAGUCGGGCGUAAAUUUAAAAU